UUCUGCCGCGUCGCACGUUCCACGUAUCGUCCCCGCUGCCGAGUCCGUCCGCGGCCGGGCCGAAUCUCCGAGCAUCCGAGCGUUCGAUUUCCCGACUUUCUCGGUGUUAAGAAAACGAAAAAGGGGUGCUACGAUGAAGGGGUGCUUCAUCUUCUUGACCCUCGUAACGGUGACCGUGGCGAUGGAAACGUAUUCCAGCAAGUACGACAACGUGGACGUCGACAGAAUCUUGGCAAAUGGUCGAGUGCUUUCCAAUUAUAUUCGGUGCAUAAUGGACGAAGGAUCCUGUACCGCGGAAGGACGUGAACUUAAAAAAAUACUGCCGGAUGCUCUUGCAACGGAGUGCCAAAAGUGCACCGAAAAUCAAAAGGCCACCGCUGAGAAAGUGAUUCGUCAUCUGCGUACGAAAAGACCAAGAGACUGGGAACGUUUGGUCAAUAAAUACGACCCUUACGGUCAAUACAAGAAACGCUUCGAAACGUUACAGCCCCGCAAUAGAGCGUAAAGACUGUAACGAAACGAAAUUAUAAUUACUUCCUAUACUUACCACCUAUCGGCUCUCACGUUGACACAAGAUCAUACUUUAAAUAUAUAACCUUGAAAAUCCUACUUAUUACAAAGAAGAAAAAAAUAAAAAUAUGGACAGAAGCUAUAGUGCAAGGAUCCAUCGUGUCCACGGGUCUAUCAUUUCAAUGUGUACUCUAAAACGUUAAUUUUUACCCUGGUUCUUGUUUAACUCACAAGAACAAAUGAAAAGGAUAUAUUAUAUUAUUUCGGUUGCCUGCUAGGAAUAUACAUAAAUGAUAAAACUAGUCACCUGUGCGAAACAGAGCAGCCAAUGAUGAAAUUUUACACAAACAAAAGUUGAAAGAGCUUUUCCCAUUGUAAUCUUAAAAACGUAAUGUAAUAUUGGUACAAAUAUAAAGUUGUCAAAAUGGGAUCAAAGUACAAUAAAGAAUCGGAGGGUGUUACAGAAACUGUUACAUUGAAGCCGGUAAAUUACCAAUUUACGAUCAAGGAUUCAUUUUUGCACUAUACUGUACGUUUAUAAGAUGGAACAGCUAAAAUUUAUGGCGAAUUGUAUUUGUCCUUUCAAAAAUAUGUUCAUCUGCCUUUCUUCGAUGCCUGAGAAUUUAGCAUUCAAAUCUUUCAUUUAUUAAGUUAAUGAAAUAGGAAAGAAAGGAAUGUUCUCAAGUGGAUAGAAAAUAAAGAGACUUUUUCAAUGAAA
This is a messenger RNA of Orussus abietinus, 1228 nucleotides long. Its product is annotated as ejaculatory bulb-specific protein 3. The transcript is spliced from 2 exons. The record is from RefSeq and is a predicted model, not a curated record. Bases 134 to 505 code for a protein of 123 amino acids. Lineage: Eukaryota; Metazoa; Arthropoda; Insecta; Hymenoptera; Orussidae.